Ostrea edulis (European flat oyster) is the source of this 3093-nucleotide messenger RNA. Its product is annotated as E3 ubiquitin-protein ligase AMFR-like. Gene Ontology annotation, cellular component: cytosol; ubiquitin ligase complex; endoplasmic reticulum. The transcript is spliced from 13 exons. Gene Ontology annotation, biological process: endoplasmic reticulum unfolded protein response; protein K48-linked ubiquitination. The record is from RefSeq and is a predicted model, not a curated record. The coding region runs from base 365 to 2344 and encodes 659 amino acids. Gene Ontology annotation, molecular function: ubiquitin binding; ubiquitin protein ligase activity. Lineage: Eukaryota; Metazoa; Mollusca; Bivalvia; Ostreida; Ostreidae.
AUGCGCAUUUCUUGUUUCAUUUUCAGCUGCACGCUCCCGGUAACCGCUACUGGCGCUUCUAAUAACUAUGUCCUCAAUACCAGGUGGUGAAGAUAUACAACCAAUUCUGUUGCCAUAAAUGCUGUAUAAAAAAACAACACUAUAUGAAAUAGAUUGAUGGAUUUGCAAAGUAAUUCAUGUACGACAUAAAUUACGUCCGUAAUGGUGUUCCAUCUAUUUUGUAACUCCCGGAAGUUUCGUCAUUGUCAACCAUAAUACAGACGAGGAGUAAACACCUUUCUUACAUAAAAAUUGUGCCGAAUGUGUGUUUAAAAUCAAGCUGACAGUUUACCUAGAUUUGUUGUACUCCUGAACGUCAACAGUUAUGCCGGUGAUCUUAUUAGAAAGGAUCCCCCUCCCGAGUUUACAGACCUAUACGUCUGUGUCUGUUCUGGUCUUGUCAGUGGCGUUGUACUAUGCGUAUCAUACAGUUACCAAUUUUGAUAUGAACACAGUAAGUAUGGUGGAUUUUGAUGAUGGAGUAACAGUGGAACCAGUGAUAGACGGUGAAGUACCGACAUAUUACCAGGAGGAAGUCAAUCUAACCCUCCCUUAUGACAGUGUAGGAUGGAACAUGUUUCAUAUAUUGACCGCUGAAGUGUGGAGUGUCUGGAUUUUGGUCAACUCGGCAUACUGUUGUUUAAUUCUCCUUGGAAAAUUAAUACAGAAACUGGUGUUUGGAGACCUCAGGGUCGCAGAGGAACAGCACUUGAAGGACAAAUUUUGGAACUUCCUGUUCUAUAAGUUUAUCUUCAUCUUCGGGGUGAUGAACGUGCAGACUCUGGAGGAGGUUGUAUCGUGGGUCGCGUGGUUUACCAUCCUCGGCUUCUUAACCCUCCUCACUCAGAUCUCCAAGGACAGAUUCGAAUAUCUCUCCUUCUCCCCUAUAGCUGCCCGAGGGGUCCACAUCAAACUACUCAGCCUGUUGUGUGUAAUCUUACUGUGUAGCUUUGCCUUGUUGUUCCUCAGUGGGUAUGUUGGGCUGCAGGCUGGGCCAACCAUUUUUGCCUUCCUGGCUGCGGAGUGCCUUCUAUUGGGUAUCAGGGCUCUAUAUGUUGUAGUUAGGUAUGUGAUCCAUCUGUUGGACAUGACUGUCACCAGUGUCUGGGAAAACAAGUCUAUCUAUAUCUACUACACAGAACUAGGGUUCGAACUUUCUGCUUUAGCUGUUGAUUUUACACACCAUCUUCACAUGUUGCUUUGGGGCAACAUUUUCCUGAGCAUGGCCAGUCUUGUUAUUUGUAUGCAGCUGAGAUACUUAUUCUAUGAAUUCAAAAGAAGAAUUAAUCGCCAUAAGAAUUACAGAAAAGUGGUUCAAAAUAUGGAAGCUAGAUUUCCAAUGGCAACAAAAGAAGAACUGCAAGUUCACAAUGAUAAUUGUGCAGUGUGCUGGGAGAGAAUGGAGUCUUCCAGAAAACUGCCCUGCGGACACCUGUUUCAUAAUGCCUGUCUGAGAUCAUGGUUGGAGCAAGACACCUCCUGUCCUACCUGUAGAUUAUCUCUGAGUGAGGGAACACAAGUGGACCCCAACAAUGAAGUUCCGGAGGAGCACGGUGCCACCCCACCCCCACCUCCUCAGCAACAGCUGCAGAAUCACUUUACUAACCACUUCUUUCAUUUUGAUGGGUCACGUUAUGUUAGCUGGUUCCCCAGUUUCUCUGUGGAAGUGACACACACCCAGCUGUUACCAGGGGGAAGACAGAGACCAGUUCAUACCUCUCAGCUGGACAGCAUGGCACGGCAGGUACAGUCUGUUUUCCCUCACAUACCUAUGAGUGUUAUCACUGAAGACUUAAGGAAUACAAGAUCUGUGGAUUUCACCAUUGAAAACGUUCUAGAGGGCAGAGUUCAGGUGCCUCCGCCUGGUUUAGCUACAAUGGCUGCCCUGACAGACUCUGAGGAAGGUAGUGAUGACAAUGAUGCACAACCCAGUACUUCACAACCAUCCAGUGGAGCCCUACAGCUGGCCAGGACCAGUGAGGGGACCGAGGAGGUUAGCAGUAUAAUGGACGACAAUGUUCCAUUCCUAAUGGAAACAAAGCCAAGUGAUGAAACUCAUUUCAGAACGGGAGGAAGAUUUUCAAAGUCUACCACAGAGAGGGAGACCAUGCUACAGAGUAGAAAAGAACAGAUGUUACAGAAUGCUAGAAAAAAAUAUUUAAGUCGGCAGACAAAUUCCCAAAUGGAGGCAGCAUCUCAAAGUGAUGAAUUAUCAGGGACUCUAGAGAAUAGUACUCAGUCCGACUUACAGAAGAGGCGGGAACUCUCAUUUCAAGCGGCACAGAGGCGGUUCACCAGUUCAUAACAAAACAGGGCAGUCAGCAUCUUGAUCUGUAUUUGAUGAACCCAAGAGUUUGUUUUUGGGCAUGAACAUUUCAUUUGUGUAUUACUUCAUAUGUGGUGCUUUUGAAAGGUUUGUUGGUUUAUGUUCAUCAUGUAAUACAUUGUAUAUAACUUACACAACUCACAAUACCUCUGAUAAGGAAAUGUUUGUGUUCUGUCAUCAUUGUUAAGCACUAGUUUGUACAUCCGCAAAUCAUUCCAGUGUUCAUAUUACAAAUAAAAAAUAUCGGAUAGUUCAUACUUUAUCAUGUUUCAUCAGGCUCUGUUAUGUUCAGAAAAUCUGUGUAUUUUAUAACCAAGCAAAGUUUGUACUAAACACAGCAGCCAUGAAUGGUUUCGAAGGUGGAGUCAAAAUUUUAUUUUAUCCUGUUGGUCAGAUGUCAGAUAGAAAUUAUAAAAAUCAUGUUUUGAUCAAUAAUACUGUAAUGUACAUACGUGUUGCAUUUUUUAAGCUCAUCAAUACAUGCAUGUUAAUCAUCAGAUUCAGUUUUAUUACAUAAUACUACGAAACACAUUUUAUAUGAACAAUAUGUUUAAAAGAUCAGCAUUUAAUUAUACUAAAAUUGUUUAGAUAAAUUGUUUUUUAUCAUCUCAUUGUUAAGUGCACUGUUACUGCAGUAUAUUUUCAAAUAGUUUGAUUGUGUAUAGUACAUGUAUAGUGUCAUGAAAAGGAAAAACCCCGAGAAUGGAAUAAAGUUAUAUCAAAUUAAA